Solanum pennellii is the source of this 3000-nucleotide messenger RNA. RefSeq names its product inactive poly [ADP-ribose] polymerase RCD1-like. Gene Ontology annotation, molecular function: NAD+ poly-ADP-ribosyltransferase activity. Bases 630 to 2423 code for a protein of 597 amino acids. The transcript has 8 exons. The record is from RefSeq and is a predicted model, not a curated record. NCBI's taxonomy places the organism in Eukaryota, Viridiplantae, Streptophyta, Magnoliopsida, Solanales, Solanaceae.
AUAAGAUUAAAUUAAAUAUUUUUACACUUGAGCGGAAUACUUGAUUCGAUUAUCAGUUCUUAAUUAGACAUGUGGAUUAUGUGUCCCAGUUGUUGAGGAAACAAUGAGAGGGAUCUGACUUAUUAAAGGGGUACUUGACCAUAUGGUGAAUUUGCGCGCAUGUUUAUAUUGAAGAAUUGAAAUAUGAGAACAAUGCUAACUUUGUAUAGCCAUGAAAGCUAGUUUGUUAAUUGGCGAUAUCGGCACCUUGACAUUUCCACAUGGUAUUAAGUACGUCCUCAGUAUCUUUCCAGUCAAGUAGGCGGCAUGUGAAGAAAUUAGCUGAUUAGAAUCUCUGUCCCUCAUAGUUCUACUCAUAGUCUCUAUCGUGGUGUUAUUAAUGGACAGAGGAGGUGAAUUAAAUUAGCGCGUAAGUUACCUUUGUACAAAGGGAAAUUUGUUGACUUGACAUCAACAUUAUGGAGAGAACGUGCUUCUACCGAGAUGGCCACUCAUUGCAGAAUUUGGUUUUGCAUUUCGUUCUCCAUGAUGCGGCUUCUCAGAAAUUUGUUAUGACAGACCUGUGCUAUACUAGUUUAGGAUUUAGUCUUUCUGUUAGAAACUUGUAAAUAGUAGUUGCCUGUAGAUAAAUGGAGUCAAACUGGGUUGAAGUGUUAGGUAAUGACCGUAGGACAGCUGACGUCGACUCAAAAAGUAAAGUAGCAUCUCAGUACGUGGCACGUAUAGUUGGAGCUGGCACUGAGAAGCUGGAGGAGCUAUCGUUUCAACCAAAUUGUAGCUCAUUUUAUAGCACGCUUGGUAAGAGGAAGAGGACUGUGGAAGGUGAAUCUAAUUGCAGAUCACAUCUCAGGAAAUCGACAGUUAAGAACUACUCAAAUUUCAUUAAAAGUGGACUGCCACAACGUGUUUUAUAUCAUCAGAAUGGUGAAUGGAAUGAUUUCCCUCAAGAUAUUGUUCGUAUUGUCAAAGAAGAUUUCCGUGCAAAGAAGGCUGUGAUUGAGGUGAACUUUGGUGGCUUUCAUGUAAUACUUGAUAUUCUAUAUAUGGUUCAGGUAAAUUUGGUUACUGGAUUGGAGAAACCUAUUGCCUGGAUAGACGAAGCAGGUGGCUGUUUCUUCCCUGAUUUAUGUCUCGUUAGUUGUAAAGCGCACGACAACAUUGAGAUCCAUUCGCAGAGAACUGAAGGAUUCAGUGCUGCUGAGCCAGAUAGGGCUACUAAUAUCAAGUUGCAUCUUGAAAUAGAUAUUAAUGGACCGAACAAUUGCAAAUUGGAUGAAGGUAUGGAAGAGUCAAAUGUCCGUGUUAAAAGGAUUAAAGUCGAUCCUUUAAAAGAUAAUCAACAAUUUGCUGUUGAUCAAAAAUCAUAUCCUAAAAUGGAAGUAGUGGCAGAAAAUCAACAGGAUCAGGAAAGUCUGUCUCCUAUAUUAGAAGAUACACUUAAGUUGGUGGAUGCAGAAUCGGUUAAAACUAUGUUUGUUAAGGGAAUGAAUACCAUCUAUAUGGUGGAUAUAGUCAAAAUUAGUCAAUGCUCAAGUAAAUAUAUGCGAAAUCGCUUGGAAUUGUUUGAGAAGCAGGUUGAGAUAACUCAAAAGUAUCGUGGGAAAUCCAAUGUUCGGCAUGCUUGGCUUGCCGCUUCCAAAGAGGUAGUAUCUACAAUUAUGAACUAUGGCCUUAUGCAUGGGGCCUGUGGACAGAAGACUAAGCUUGGUGUUGGAGUGCACCUCAUUGCCCAGGACUGUGCCUCUAAAAGUGCCGCUAGCUGUGAUAUUGACGAAAAUGGCAUCCGUUACAUGGUUCUUUGUCGUGUCAUUUUGGGCAAUGAAGAACUUUUGCAUUUUGGCUCUGAUCAAUCUUAUCCAAGCAAUGAGAGAUAUGAUAGUGGUGUUGAUGAUCUGGAGAGUCCUACUUACUAUACUGUUUGGAACAUGAAUAUGAAUACGCACAUAUAUCCUGAAUAUGUCGUGAGCUUCAGGAUGUCUUCAGGAGCAGAAGGGGCUCCAAUAAAGGAAGAAAGUCGGCUUGAUGUCUCCAGAGUUACUUCUCAGGGAUCUGAGGAGCGGUUGGACUUGAAUAAAUUGCCUACAGAAUUGGGGAACUGUCAGCAAUAUCAAUUUGUAAGAAACAUACAGCAAUCCCGUGGUGUUGGUGUGGGUACCAAUAAAUCCCCUAAAUCCCCCUGGAUGCCUUUCUCUAUGUUAUUUGGAGCUAUUUCAGCUAAAGUGUCUCCAAAAGAUUUGAAAUUGGUUCAUGCACAUUAUGACUUGUUCAGGAGCAAGAAAAUUUCCCGGAAUGAUUUCAUUAGAAGGCUGAGGUUGAUAGUGGGUGAUCAGUUAUUGAAGUCUACCAUAACCAAUCUCCAGUGUAAGCCGCCUUCCGCAUCUCCAUGCUUUAUGAAUGUGCCGAGUGGGGACAGUAAUUGUUGAGGCUGUCUGUACCAGCAAGGGUGGCUCGCUUCUUGGUGGCGAAGAGUCCACUUUUAUGAAUCAAGCGUCGUCCUCUUCUCUCUAUCUCUCUUUGUUUUUGGUGUUAUGUAGCUUUAGUUUCUUUGAACAUUUUGUGAUUAGAUGCAGUUAUGUCGAGACUUGCACCUUCUGUUCUUCUAUAUAUGCGACUUCCAAUUCUCUCCUGUCUGUGAUGGCAAUAAUUGGUGCACAGCAGAAGUUACUGGAGCUUAAAUUGGUUUUAGGUUGGGUGAUGUGCGACCAACUACGUUCCCCACCCCACCCCCUGCCAUUGAAAAUACUUUCUAUUUCAAGGUGGCAUCUUAAAAGUGCCGCUAGUCGGUUUAAUCAUGGUUUGAAGAGAAUAAAACUGUAGCAAACAUCGGUGGCGUUGUAUUUUAACAAAAGCUUAGGCGUUGUACUGUUAUCACUUUAAAGCUGAGGGGUUAAAUUUUUCCUUUCUGAGUUUCCCUCGUUUUACUUGCAUUAUCAUGUUUCUAUAAUUCACUUGCCUAAAAACUCUUGAACAUUGUUAUAAUAGCCUUCUAUUAUAAACUUG